AUGCAGCAGGGUGGCGUGACAGAGAGGGUGGCAGAACGAGAGGAAUACUGCGCGAAGGUGGAGGCCAAAUCUUCCGAAAAAGAAAUGGAAGAGUCGCAGGAUCGAGAGAGCGAAGUCCCAAGAGCAUCCCCGUAUCGCGAAGGAACAGGGACCCCGGCGGCGUGGUGGCAGGACCGGCGACGGGGGUUGGCGGAGGCAGACGCGUUCGCGGGGGUGGGUUUCGUACGGCCAAGGCAGUGGACGCGGACAGUCGCCUCGACGCUACCACCUCUCUCAGUUGCUCCUCGGUUUCCGGACUCUGCGGACAGGCAGAAAAUGCGCACCGCGGCCGUAUGUAUCGCCUUCGUCGUGACAUGCACGAGCGAAUCGUUUGUCGCGGCUAUACGGUACAUGGAUCCGAUGUCCCCGCAACCGGGAAGUAACGGCGACAUCGGCGACAAACGAAUGGAUCUGAUCGAGCCGUCGUGCGACGAGCUGCGCGCCAUGUGGAGGUAUACCAAGAGGCAGAGCAGAGCAGCCAAGGGUAGCGGGUAUCCCAUGUAUCACGAUCCAGGAUUAGUCAAGAUGUGGCAGAAAUAUUCCGAUCGUACCAAAGCUGGCACGAUAUAUCGAGGGAAAUUUCCCGGGCAAGCUCGCAGCCGGGCGGCCGGAGGUGCGCCGAUUUACGGAAAAAUGGUGCACAAGGCCCCGGCAGGGAGCAGGCUGCGGAACGGGAUGCGACCACGCCCUAGGACUUUGGAGGACAUGAAGCUCUUUGGGACCGUGAAUCGUUACAUACCGUCAAACAGGCCACGCGUCAACUUCCGCGUCGGUGGCAUCUCGUCUCCUCAGGCCGGCAGUUUCGAAGCGCUUAAGAACCUCAUCCAGGCCGAAAGAGCACGUGAGCUGCGGAAGCAGCAUAUCGAAGAAAUGGUAGCGGAAGCUGCUUUGAAAGAAAGAGUGGCAGAAGAAGAGGAGCAGGAAGCGAACAUACAACAAUCGCGAGGACAUUUCUCUAACCCAAUACCACCCUUACAAAUACCAAAAGAAUAUUACGACUACAACAAUCGACGUUACAUGUCAAACGUACCCAACAACGGUCAAGCUUGGUCGAGGAACUGGCUUCACGGACAAUAUUUGGGGCGUUAGUAUGCUGCGAACUGUUGCAAGGAAACGGUACAAAUCCGAAAACUGCCGCAUGCAUACUAGUGUUUGUGAGCGCUCCGCACGGUGAAUGCAGCCACAGUUGCAGCUAUCAGCAAAAUUACGACUGCGAGAACACGAGCAAGAUUCAUUUCGAAGAUUACGCGUUUCGACGAUCCAAGGCGGGUCCUGACCCCCUGUGCAAACUUUUAAGUCUUUGUGUUGACAAUGUAAGUGCAGUUAGACAAGCGCGUUUUAACCUGAUGUCUGCCAAUAUCGCGGGAGUUUUGUAAACACGCGAGAGGCGCAAUUUCUUACUCUUCUUCCCCGGUCCACUGAAAAUUUCAAGAUAAGCGAGUUAUGAGAGAGGACAUGAACAUUGAAAUGAAUUCAGUAGCACAUAUUGGGUUAAAAGCGUCGUAAAAAUGCCUCCUCCUAGAAUGUAUCCGGAUACCGCAUUCAUAUCUCUAAUGCGGAUAGGAUUUGACGUGCACGAGAUAAACAUUGAUUUAUACAUCGAGUCGAUUCGAUUGAAGAUGCGCAUGCACCUCGUCGAACGACGCACCGUAUAUUUGGACUGUCCGAUUCACUCUUUCGUGGAUCUCAGCAUCUUUUCGCGUUGGAAACUUGUAACACAUAAAAAAGAAAAAGAGAGUAUAAAGUCAGGAUAGAUUUCCUACGUCUACACGCGACAACUGUUUGGCCUCGGAACAGGUUUGGGAACAAAGAGCAAAUUCUCCUGCAUUGCAUUCCCAUGCAAUCGUUUUCGCGAUAUCUUUAACUACAAAUUUCUACGAAGAAACUACAAGUUUCAAAAUUCGACUUCAAAUCCGAAAUUAAAAAUUACAAUUUCUUAAAGCUUCGCUUUAAAUGCAUCAAACAUGAUCGAGGUCUCUUUAACCGUAUAAAAUAUUUUAUUUAAAUAAAUUUAAGGGGGGAUAUAUAUAUAUAUAUAUAUAUAUAUAUUGCUCGUAUAGACUCUAAAAAAAGUCUAAAAUAAUAUAAAAUACAGUAAAUAAAUUAUGAAAAUUUGAUGUUAAAGUAAAAAUAUUAUUAUUCAACUGUAUCAUACUUUAUCGUAUAUAAGAUAAAAUAAAGAUUCAAGACUUGUAGGACAGGUAAUACUCAUUAUACUGAGUAAAAGAUGUUAGUAAACAUAAAUCGAAAAAUUUUUAAAUUCUUAUUUAACUCUUUAAAACUUUUUAAAAUUUAUAAGUAUUUUUCGCAAAUAUUUGUGUGCUUCCAUUAAUUACGUGUGCUGAAUGAACGAACCAGUAUAUUGCCAUAUUAUUACUUUGUUAUUAUUUCAAUGAACUAAACAUUAGAAAUACGCUAAUAUUUCUAUUUUCUACACAAAAAUAUAUGAUAUCUGGGUGUUUAUAAAAAGAAGGAUUCGAAACUUACUAAGUGGAUAGUAGAUACUUAUUAUACUGAAUAAAAAAUAUUUAAUAAAUAUAGGUCGAAAAAUCAACCCUUUCCGAAUUACAAAUGCUUUUCGGUUUUGGUAACGCAAGUUAUUUGUGUGCUUCCAUUGAUCACGCGCUGUCAAUAAACAAACGAAUAUCUUACCAUAUUAUUACUUUGAUGUUUUACAAAAGGUGUUUACGUGUCCUCUUUCCAAAAUCUCUGGUCUUCUUCGAACCAGUUUCGUUUCUACACAGUAAUAUUUACGUUAUCAUGCUUAGUCAUUUGUUUUCUUAUAAUCAGUAAUCGCGCGCAGUGUGUCAAGAGACGCGCUAACAAGAAUUCUCUCAAUUAUAUCGGUUUAUUAUUCUAAUCGGAAAUUAACCAGAUGCGCACUUCAUGUCUUGCUAAUAGGAAUAUUCUAACUGCACAACGUCUCUAUCCAAAUUGGAAAAUCGAAAAAUUCCAUCUCUCACGCUGUUCCAAAAGUUUCAUCAAUGACUAGAAGACAUGAAUGAAAGACACGUAGAACGUUUUUUAUAAACAUUGAAGUAAUAAUUAAGUAAUAUAGUAAUAUACUCGUUUGUUCAUUCAGCACACGUAAUUAAUGGAAGCACACAAAUAUUUGCGUUACCAAAACUAAAAAAUACUUAUAAGUUUGAUUUUCUGACCUAUGUUCACUAAACAUCUUUCAUUCAGUAUAAUAAGUAUUAUCUAUCCUGUAAGUCUUGAGUUUUUAUGUUUUAAUAUCUUAUAUAUGUAUGAUACAGUUGAUAACAAUAUAUUUUUACUUCAACAUCAAAUUUUCAUAAUUUAUUUACUAUAUUUUAUAUCAUUUCAGACUUUUUAAAACUUUUAUCUCUGAACCACAAUAAAAUUUUGAAUACUUAAAGUGCAUAUAUACAAAAAUCAAAAUUUUUUAAAAUCUUGUAUCUUUGUAUAUAUACAAAAAUCAGUAUUUUUUAAUUAUCUUUCCUCUACUAAAAAUAGCAACAUUGUAUAUGUUCAUAACAGCACGGUUUAAAAUAAGCUCUUCUAAAUAAUAGGAUAGUAUCAAAUAACGUAUUAAUGACGUAUUAUUGACAUUAAAGACGACAUUAAUGCGUUAUUAAAACAUUAUUUCACAUAAUCAUGUUUGCUAUAAACUUACACUUCAAAGUGGAAUAACUUUUGAGAUUCAGACUCUGAAUCAAUAUCAAAUUAGUUGUGACAACUUUUAAAUGCAACACAGAAUAAUCUCUAACUUUUUCAAAAUCUUUUCAUUAUUUUUAUUAAUAUGGGUAAUGCACUUUCACAGAUAACUGGAACUUACACCAAAUUCUAUCUUGAUUAAAAAAAGAAUUAUUCCAACCUUUUCUCACUUUAAAAAAACUGUUGCAGUCUGUUGUAAAUAAUAAAUUGGAUUUCGAAAGUAUGUCGCUACCAGAAAAUCGCCACUCAAACGUUCCGCGAAUAAUCCCAAAGCUUAAACACAAUUCAACGUGCAGUUGCACGGAUUGGGUCGCGCAUCGCAGCUUCCACGUGCGGAGUGUUAGUUCCGCUUGGAAAUCAAUCAACUGCUUGAUAUAUUAUCGAGUGCAUACUGCGCGCAAUAACUUAAUUCGAGACAUUCGAAAUAUAAUUUGACGUAAAAAAUCUCUGGUCUUCUUCGAACCAGUUUGUUGUUGUUGUUCACGUUGCUAAUUUAACAUUUUAAAAUAUCGUUUCUGUUGUGUUCAGUGUUACGAGCCCGGAAUUUAAAUCCGAGAAUAAUGACCGAAUAAUCAGUCUACGCGUGUAGAAUGAAAUCGCGAAACUCGUGGGAUUUAAUAAACAGCAGCUUAAUUUCGCGAAAUGUCAUUACGAUCCACUUGCCGCACGAUUUAAACGCAUUGCGGAAUAUAUUCUCGGGGAUAUUUGCAUGCGUGAACAUUCCCAACUGUUCCCCCCAGCCAAACAGAAUGCCGUGUGUCCCGGCUCUUCUCCACACAAAUACACGACGUUUCAAAACAGUAUAUACUUGGACAAUAAACUAGUAAGACUUAUAUAUCUAAAGAGAAAUUUUGACAUUGUACAUUAAUUUAAGAGACUCUAGUAUAUUCUUCGAUGAUCCAUCACAAGUGCGCUGUAUUGGUGCACGAGACACAUUGGAACUGUACGAAAGACAAUAAUUAUUCUUAAGAAAGAGUUUGUGCGUACAAUACUUCUGUGUUCUUACUAUGGAUACACGACACUAUAUUGUGGUAAAAAAGAAAAAAAGGAAAAAAAAGAAAAAAGGAACGAAGGAAGAUCAUUUCUGACGUCUCACAAGUUGAGAUUAUAUUGACGAAUGCUUUCUCGCGAGAAAUCACUAACGCUAGUUGUACAUGCAGGCGACGUUACAUCUUGACCCUUAAAUGUUUCCAAUGUUUCAAUCGCAGUAAUGCGUACGAAAAUUGACAUAAAUGUGCCGCUUGUUAUUGUCUUAAACACGAUAUCGAUAAUGUGAAUUCGUCGUAUGCAUUCUAGAAUAUUUUACACGUAAAACCUAUCGAGAAAUAUCUUCAUUGGAUUUGCAGUUUUGCCUUCCCUGACUAACGGUAUAUACUGCAGUGACAAAUAUCGAUCAAACACUUAAGGGUUAAGGAGUGCACCUUAAACGACAAUAAAUGUAAACGUUUCUUGUAAUCCUGUUAAAAAAAAAAAACUUGAGAUCGCGUAGGAUGACUAUUCGUGUGGCUUAUAUUUCGUGACACUUAUGCUGAAGAAAUAAUCACUCUCGGUGCUUUUGUAGCUCGUACAAAAGAUAUAAAUACGUGAGACAGACCUGGAUAUAUAAUUAUUAUACAUAUAAUAAUUUGAUAUUAAACAACGGCCCCGACUGGAAAAACUUUAUACAUAUAUAUUUGAAAAAAUACAACAUACACAUGCAUAUAUAUACACACAUCUAUGUGCAAAUAUAUAUUAUAUACACAACACACACAUAAACACACAAAUAUGUAGACAUAUCUUACGAAUUCCCCCUUGACUCGCGCCUUCUCUUCAGGUUUUCGAUGAAUUUUGACAAAUACUAGUCGAUGAAAUAGUAUUUAAUCCAUGUCAUUAAAAUAUUAAGUAUAUAUUUAUAUUAUAUUGCGAAAUAUUCUAUGGUCACAUAUUCUUUGCAAUAGCCAUGACAAAUUUAUAUAUUAUAAUUUAGAGCAGUAUUCAUACUUACCAAUUAUUUGCAUUAUUAAUUGAAAGCAAAAUAAAUUGCUGAUUCGCAUUCGCAGACUGUGAUUCAGCUAUUUGGAUCAAUACUUCUUGUAUAAAAUAUGUAUAGAUUGGCAGAUAUAAGAGAUUUAUAAAGCUAUGAUUAUUUAUUAAAUAAUGACAGAGAGUAGACAUAAAUACUGACUCGCGAAUGUAUCUUUAAUUUAAUUCGUAAUUUGUAUCACAUUCUUGACGAGAGAUUGAUGCUAUCAUUAAGUUUCCGGAAGAAAAGCGCAUAUAGAACAAUAACAUUAACGCAAGGAGUUAGAAAAUUUUAACGAAUAAAAUCCGACUGAUCAUUUAACCGAUACAAAGUGAAUUUUUUCCUAGCAAAAAGAAUGUAAUUUAUAAUUAUCGAAAUCUGUAAUAUCGGAGAUUACACGAGGCAUAUAACAACUAGAGAUAAUAUUUUCGCUAAGAAAAUCCAUUUUUCGAAGAUUCUAUUCUUCUUCGAUCCUAUGGAAUGAAAUAUACUACUAUGUAUUGAUAUAUACAGGGUGGCCCAUACUACUCUUUACAGCUUAUCUAAAAAAUUAAGAAAAAUAUGAAAGUGAUUCCAACAAAAAUUGUAGGAUAUUGAGGGAGAAAAAAUAGUAAUAUUUAUUUAAUUUUAAAAUGACGUUAAAAAUCCCUGUUCAGCGCACGCGCACGCGCUUAAUUUUAAUUUUUUAAAUGAAAUCAUAUUGCUUAUUUGGGAUAAUCUGAUUCCUCUGGUCAUCCUGCAUACAAAAGUAUUAGGAUAAAAUCACAAAAAAGUGAAUAAUUUCUGCAUUAUUUUAUAUUUCAUUUUGUUAUUUUUCUUGUAAAUUAUUCACUUUUCAAUCACUUCAUCUGAAUUCUUUUAUACAUGAAAUGACCGGUAAAAUCGAUUGUUGUAAAAAAACAGGGUUUUUCAAAGUAAUUCCAAGGUUAAAUAAAUAUUACUAUCUUUUCCUCCUUCGAUAUCCUAUAGCUUUUGUUAGAAACAUUUUUUCAUAUCUUUCUAAAUUUUUUAGAUAUUGAGUUUGGAUAAAGAGUUAUGUGAGCUACCCUACAUACAUACAUAUACAUAUACACACACAUAUGUGUGUGUAUGUGUGUAUUCUUUGUGGCUCGUGUGUGUUAUACCGAGCUAGCCAAAAUCGGAUUACAUUAAGGUUCUAUCGAAGCAAAAAAGAAAGGAAAAAAAAGAGAAACAAUCAAACCGACUCGUCUUUCUCGCUUGCCCGAAACACGAAUCAAGUCGGCUCAAUUCACAUAAUUCUGUAGGGAAUUACGAAUUAUUGACUUGACAAACAUUUGUAAGAGCUCGAUUUCUCUCUUCGAGAUCGACGUCUACGGUUCACGUCCGUGACUUCACGCAACUCUUCGAGAAAGGCUGUUACUUACAGUACUCGAUCAUUAGACCGUUAUUUUAAAGUACCGUCGUUUAGGCUGAGGUUCUUAGAGUUGAGACCCAGUGCCUGAUACUACAAAACUAGAGACUGGUCGGAUAAUCUCGAGACUAAGGCUCGAGCGAGCUGUAAACUGAAGCUUGUAAGCUGCAUUACUCUCGAAUAAUCUCGAAUGUACCUGCUUUAUGUAUUUUCGUUUUGCAGCGCAAGCAUCAACACGAAAUAACGAACGGCGACCACCCUCCGCAUCUCUUCAAUUACUGUGAAAAUUGUUGUAACGUAAUGUCAAUCAAUAAUCAAUUUGAGAGCGUUUGAAACCGGAAAUAUGACAGCAUCGCUGUGAUCGCAAAUAUCCGGUAAUAGAUUACCGUGCAAUUUAUACAAGCAAGACAAAAGUUUACAAAUUACAGAAUAUAUAAGAGAAAAUAAGUGUUUACAGCCGCUCGAGCUCCUUCUCACCGAACACUUGAAACCUCACACUGUGUAUAUGUGUGCUUAUCUAUAUUUUAUUAUUAGAUAAUAAAAGUUGCCAAAUACAUAAAUGACAAUAAAUUAAUCAUAGGUGAUAUUUUAAGUGAAAUGAGAGGUAACAGUUAAGUACCCGUUGCAUUCUCUGUAAUUAAAAUGAAAGACUUGCAUAUUGUUUAAGAUAUAUAAGUGUCGCUCCUAUGCGUAUAUAGCUGGCAUGCACACCGGAUCCUCGUGCAUUUAUCCGAUGAAUUAACGAGACGAUAUUACCUUAUCGCCGAUACUUGAUCUAGAAACCUUAAAUAUUAUUAUAAUAUCAAUUAUGUCUAUUGAUAAUUAUAGAAGACUUCAAGCUAAAACGACAGACAAUAAUUAAUGGUAAAAUAUAUUUAAUAUUAAAGAUCUAGAAUUAAGGCAGACGAAAAGAGAGAAAAAAGAAGAGAGAGACAGAAACAGAGAGACGGAAAGAAAGAGAGAGAGAGACAGAGAAAAAGAGAAAAAAAGAGAGGAAAAAAGAAUAGGAAAACUGGACGUAUCUACGAUAAAUGUACACUCUUGCUUAUUCCGGCACUUCUACAUAUCUAUCGCGAGCGUGUGUGGCUAAUUUUAACUUUAAGAUUUUAUUUUGUACGCGCGCCGUAUGUCCUCUACAUUAAGGCAACAUUUGAUUUUUGACAACGAUAAAGAUAUUUUGCAACAAAACGAAUACCGUAGAGCACGAUAUAUCGAUCAUUGUUUAUGCUUUUUAUGCACUUUUAUAUAACGAUAUGUAAAGAUCUUUAGUAGUCGUUAUCUGCGCACGCGUCUCGACAAAUUAAUUAUCGCGCGACUAUGUCAUUUACAAGAAAGACUCAAUUGCGAGAUCGCCAGGGUGUAACCAGCGCUCAUAUACGAAAUGUGUAUUAAUUCUAGAAAUGUACUGUAUCUAUAUCGACAACAAUGCUUACACGUGAACAAAUCGCAGCCGUUAAACUGACGAAAGAUUUACUUUGUAAAUUAAACAUGAUAGUAAUCUAAUUAAUGUAUAGAUUUACAUCUAAUGGAAAAAACACCUCGUAGUCGCGAUUCCCCCCUGAUGAUGAUUUUUUGCGAAUUCUACAACGUAAAAAUAUAUACCGAAGAGCGACUGAAUAAUUUCGUUGAAACCGUCGCUUGUUACCGCAUAAAAAUUAGCUUAUUAAAGAAAAACGUGUGGUAUAAGUUAAUUAUUCAGACUAAUCGUUAUAUAUCGAGAUGUAUAAUUGUAAAAACAUUGCGUUCAAAGAAUUAAAAAGAAAACCGCAUUAUGCGUAGACGAUGCUAAUUUAAAUAUAUAGGUUGUCUCUCUCGCGCAAGCAUCGCGCAUAUUUUCUGCCGAUUAUUGGUUGACAAUAACACAAUUGAUUUGAACAAAAAUCUUAGAAACACUAUGCUAUGUACAUAUUAAUUUUUAACAUUGAAUACGCUAUAAUAAUUAAACUCAAAUCAAUAUCUCGUUGCGAUAAAAACUCCAUUUAAAAUCAAGGAAAAUAUUCUAUAAUUCAUUAUCUGAAUUCGUAAACUUACCUUUAUUCAAAUCGUCACGUUGAUUUCUAUUUUUUUUCAAUUCUACAGAUAUAUCAACCCAGUAAACACAAAGUGUCAUCCAUAUUACAGUGUCAGCUUCAUUAUAUAUUAUGUAUACUAUUACUUUGUUAUAUAACAAAGUAACAGUUACGUAAUAUAUCAUGUGAUUGAGCUGACAUUGUAACAUCGAUGAUACUUUGUGUUUACUGGAAAUAUAUCAAUAUUGGAGCAGCAGUCUUCCUUUAAAUUUAACUUCUGUAAUAUCUGUAAUGUUUGAAGAGAGUGCGCGAUGCUGACAGAUCCUGUAUAUGUAUACUACAUAUUAUAGUGAGCGUUCCAUACGUACGUGUACACUAUUGAAUUAUAUUUUAUUUUUAAAUAUAUGUCUCUCAUCUCAAAAAGAAAAAUAUGUUAUAUUUCCUUUCACCUGGCCACCUUCAAAAUAAUACAAAUAAGAAACAUGAUGAUAUAAAUUCUUUUGAUGUAUCCAAUUCCAAAAUCCAAUUUCAUAUCCAAUUAAACAAAUCACCAAAUUUAUAUAAAUUCCAUGUACUCGUAAAGAAAUACAUAACUCUCUCACAUUACCUAAAAAUAUUUAUCAUAUUUAUAUCGUACAUAUAUUAUAUUAUUUUUCAUUUAAUUAUAUUCCAUAAAUGUCUCCAUUAUGCUGCAGCCAGCUGGUGUAGAAUUUGAAUUAUUUUUUCUAAA
This is a messenger RNA of Odontomachus brunneus, 9830 nucleotides long. RefSeq lists its product as uncharacterized. The record is from RefSeq and is a predicted model, not a curated record. Lineage: Eukaryota; Metazoa; Arthropoda; Insecta; Hymenoptera; Formicidae.